Lactuca sativa (garden lettuce) is the source of this 540-nucleotide messenger RNA. The record is from RefSeq and is a predicted model, not a curated record. NCBI's taxonomy places the organism in Eukaryota, Viridiplantae, Streptophyta, Magnoliopsida, Asterales, Asteraceae.
AUGGAACCUUCAAAGAGGCAACAAAUAGUUAUAGUCCGUGCUACUACUAUACAUGCUACCAUACCUACUAUUGUGCCUGCUGUUGCCCCUAAAAACCCAACACCAACUAAACCCUAUGCUGGUAGCCUCCCUAAAUGCAAGAAGUGCAAUUUUCACCACACCGGAAAUUGCCCUGAAAUGCAGUGCUGUAACUGCAAUAGGAAAGCGCAUACUGCCCGAUUCUGUAGAACACCACCUCAACCACUUAACCAAGUACCUGCCGCUGGAGUAGGUCGAGCAUGCUACCAAUGCGGUGAUGUGGGGCAUUUCAAGAGAGAUUGUCCAAAUGUUGGAAAUGCCGGUGGGGUUGGGAGAAUUCUAGCACUAGGUCACGAAGAAGCGAUGGCAGACCCUGCUGUGGUCACGCAUACGUUCCUUCUCAACAAUACUUAUGCAUGCAUUCUUUUUGAUUGUGGUGCUGAGAGGAGCUUCAUGAGCCAAAACUUCAAACAUAUACUAAAUCAAAACUCCCAACAACUAAAUGAAACUUUGACAGUAUAA